UCGAUAAGAGUCCAACUGAUCUAAUGAACUGAAAUUCUAUUGAUAAAUAUUAAUAGUAUUUACUUAUUCUUGACGGGAGGUAUUAGAUAUUUUCCUCUAAGUAAAAGUUAAUCCAAAUUCAUGGUCGAAUCGCCUAAGGUCAGUCUAAUCAAGAAAAUCGACAGUUGAACAUUUGAUCGAGUCUCUUAUUCUUAUCACAAUCAAAUUGAUUUGAUGAAAUUGUGAUAAUAGUUUCAGUCUAAUUCAGUUGUUGGAGAAAAAAGUUGAUUGUCAAUGAAUUUUUCUCAAGUGAUUAGUUUUCUCAUUCCAAUGACUAUUUUAGUAUCAAUGUUAAUCGCUGGAUUAGAUGGAUCGUCGAAAGGUUGUCAUUUAAGGCCAGUUAUCCACGUACUCAGUCACCCAGGGUGUUUAUCGAAACCGAUUCCGUCAUUUGCUUGUCAUGGUUCGUGUUCAUCAUAUGUUCAGGUUUCGGGGUCCAAAUUUUGGCAAGUUGAAAGGUCAUGCAUGUGUUGCCAGGAAAUGGGGGAAAGAGAGGCAACAAUUGGUAUUUUUUGCCCCAAAAAAACACCCAAAAUUAGAAAGAUUACAACCAAAGCUCCAGUUGAUUGUAUGUGUCGACCCUGUACUGGUAUCGAUGAAUCAACAAUUAAACCUCAAGAGUUGAUCAAUUUAACCGAAGAACUGAGAAAAACCGAUCAACAUAGUUAAUCAUGAUUCAUCACAAUUAAUAUUUCACCAAAAACAAUUAAUCAUAUUUAU
Molecule: messenger RNA, 759 nt
Organism: Panonychus citri (citrus red mite)
Lineage: Eukaryota; Metazoa; Arthropoda; Arachnida; Trombidiformes; Tetranychidae
Product: bursicon-like
Exons: 3
Coding region: 274-708 (144 amino acids)
Biological process (GO): animal organ morphogenesis
Molecular function (GO): receptor ligand activity; BMP binding
Source: RefSeq, a predicted model, not a curated record